Phanerochaete carnosa HHB-10118-sp is the source of this 718-nucleotide messenger RNA. RefSeq lists its product as uncharacterized. Gene Ontology annotation, molecular function: heme binding; iron ion binding; oxidoreductase activity, acting on paired donors, with incorporation or reduction of molecular oxygen. The record is from RefSeq and is a predicted model, not a curated record. The coding region runs from base 513 to 716 and encodes 67 amino acids. The transcript has a single exon. Lineage: Eukaryota; Fungi; Basidiomycota; Agaricomycetes; Polyporales; Phanerochaetaceae.
CCAAUACAGGUCUGCCGCAUAAUUACCGGAUACGUCACAACAUACGCGAUCCCCGCCUAUGCUGGCAAACUAAGGGUUGCUGCUGUGUCGGACCUGCGUGGACGGCGGUCCCCGUUUCGCCCCCUACGAGUGAAGACAUCAAGAGAUGUGUAUGAGCAGUCAGGCCAUCCCACGGCUGAGUAUUAUCGUAAAUUGGCCUCGAGGAUGUCAACGUUCGGCCACGCACCACGCAUGGGUUUGGCUGGCCAACGUUACACAGUAAAUGUGAACGAAAACCCAGGGUAUUCGCAGGAUAUUUUAGGCACAAUGCGAUGCUCCCGCCGUUGGAAAUUACUCUUGCUAGCCCGCUGUCAAGGAGUUGAGUAGGUACAGCAAGGGGCAUACGUGGUUCUGUAAGUGCGGGUAUCCCAUUCGCAGACGUAGCCUGGAGCGUCGUCGUUCACUGAUAUAUAGGACUUUCUCUGCUGUGUUCUGUCGCUAAAUCUUACUUACUUCCCCAGGUCUUCUCAACCAUGGCGUUGAGUGACGGAUUUCUCGCUCUUCUCUUCGUGGUAUCCCUCGCUAUAGCUGCUUAUGGCGUAACACAGCGCAAACGCUCCAACCUUCCGCCAGGCCCUAGCGGCCUUCCGAUAGCUGGCAUGGCCUUUGAGAAUGCCAAAGGCUAUCAGUGGUUGAAUUACGAGAAGUGGGGGAAGCAAUAUGGUUGGUCCCAGUAAUA